AUGGGUCGUGUUAAAUUGGAGAUUAAGAGAAUAGAAAACAACACAAAUAGGCAAGUUACGUUCUCAAAGCGUAGAAAUGGACUCAUCAAGAAGGCUUAUGAACUUUCUAUCCUUUGUGAUAUUGAUAUUGCUCUCAUCAUGUUCUCCCCUUCUGGUCGUCUCAGUCACUUUUCUGGGAAAAAAAGGAUUGAGGAUGUGUUUUCUCGUUUUGUUAAUCUCCCCGAUCAAGAAAGAGAACAUGCUUUGAAUUUUCCUGACCAACGCAGACACCCUGAUAUUCAAAACAAAGAUUAUCUGCUAAGGGCUCUGCAGGAAUUAAGGAGUGAAAAUGACAUUGCUCUUCAACUAGCCAAUCCUGCGGCCAUCAACAAUGACAUUGAGGAACUCCAACAUGAGGUUGGCAGGUUGCAACACCAACUUCAAAUGGCUGAGGACCAGAUAAGGACAUAUGAACCUGACCCUUUAAGGCUAACAUCUAUGAAAGAUAUAGAAUCCUGUGAGAAAAAUCUUGUUGAUACUUUGACACGAGUAGUGCAAAGAAAGGAUUAUCUAUUGAGUAACCAUCUAUCUUCUUACGACCCAUCUAGCAUGCAGCAAUGUCAACAAGCAAUGCCAACCUCUUUUGAGAAUGAAGUUGUUGGCUGGCUGCCUGAUGGCGACCAUAACCAAACCCAAAUGUUCGAUGCAUCAGCCUCUCUAAAUCAACUCAGGGAUUUAUCAACUGCAACAUAUGAGCCAUUGUUGGCAGGAACCAGCUCGAACACAGGUCCACAUGGCAUGGGAGAAUGCCAAAUGACAAAUCCGGGUGGCGAAAAUUAUCCGACAUGGCAUCAGGCUUAUGUGCCAACAGGGCUCGGUUCCUCUUCCAUGUCAUCUACCUUAUACCCUCACAUUCAGCAGCAUGGGUUGAUGGGUACAGAGGCAACAGAGAUUAUGCAAGGUGAGCAGGUUGAUAUCCCAAUCAAUAGCCACAAUAUACAAUCGGACAAUGAACAAAAUCCCACAAGUUGA
This is a messenger RNA of Mangifera indica (mango), 1011 nucleotides long. RefSeq names its product agamous-like MADS-box protein AGL104. The record is from RefSeq and is a predicted model, not a curated record. NCBI's taxonomy places the organism in Eukaryota, Viridiplantae, Streptophyta, Magnoliopsida, Sapindales, Anacardiaceae. The transcript has 12 exons. Gene Ontology annotation, biological process: positive regulation of transcription by RNA polymerase II. The coding region runs from base 1 to 1011 and encodes 336 amino acids. Gene Ontology annotation, molecular function: protein dimerization activity; DNA-binding transcription factor activity, RNA polymerase II-specific; RNA polymerase II cis-regulatory region sequence-specific DNA binding.